AUGAUUGAUGAUGAGGCUAACUUUGGCGACAUCACUGAUGCCCCUGCAGAAGCGGAAGCUGCUGCAAAGUUUCAUCCUAAUAAGCUGCGGGGCAAGCUUCGGAAGAAAUCUGUGCCAUCAAGAUCUGUUGUACCCAAUCGUACAGUGGAAACAAGUGAUGAGAAGGCUCUAGCUUUAAGUCAAGAUAAUUUGUCUCAAGGACUUGCUACGAAUCAAGAAAUAGCAUCUUCGGCCGUUCAUGGUAGUGAAACGAUUGGUGGUGCGGAAGUUUGUGGGGGCACUAUUUACACACCUUCUGAUGAUGUGCUGGCAGUUUCUUCUGUAGAUAGGGUUUCACAAAAUGACGAUCCUCAUGAUGAUCCAUCUGAAGUAGCUACGCUCCAAGAAAGCUUGGUUGUUUCAGAUACCCAAGCAUCAUCCACCCAUCCAAUUAGCAAGACAGUUGAUGAUUUAGCUGACUUUGGGGAACUAUUUGACACACAUUCUGAAGAGGAAAACGCUGCAAAGUCCAAGCUAAAAAUUAAGGUGAAACUCAGCAAGGCAGCAUCCAAGUCCCGAAAGACUGGCCAAAAGAAGGCAGCUUCAACUGUAGACGUGGUCUCACAAAAUAAAGAGGAUGGUAACGAUGAUGUCAGAGGAUGCAACGAUGAGCAGGUACAAGCUCAACAUGAAGAACAUGUACAGACCUCAGAUUCUCAGCCACCCUUGGGAACUGAUGAUGGUACAGUUGACAAUUUUGUUAACCGCAACCGCAUCCUUGAAGAGCCUGGUCCAGAGGAAACGGCUGCAAAGUUAUGCCCUAAAUCACAAAGAAAACCUGGCAGGGCUUCAUCCAAGGCUGUUGGGACUAGUGAUGAUUAUGCAGCAGCUAAUCUAAAGGAUAUCAAUGCUAGUGUUGAUAUAGACUCUCAAGAUGGGCUGAUAAAUCCUCAUACUGAUGAUACUCAACCGAUCUUUGGAGAACCCUCAGCUGAAGCUGCUGCUACAUUUCUACUUGAUCUUGGAAAGAAAAAGAGCAAAGGCAAAUCAGUAACAUUUGUUCUACCAGAUGAUUAUGAGGGGGUCGCUGCAACAGAUACCAACCAUAAUGACAUAGGAUCUGAUGAAAAUUUGAACACCUUGCCUCAGCAAGCACCUCAAAAGCAUUGUCUUACUGAAGAACAUUCAGACGAUCAGGAAUAUACUGAUAGGGAGAGCCAGUACUAUGAGGGGGAGCGAUCAGAUCAUGGUGUUGAACAACAAUCCAAAUUGGAUGUUGGAAAACAAGAAUUAUCAAUGAAGUUAAGAAGCAGGACAGAGAUUCAGAAGGUUGGGUUAUCUGAGCAUAUUGUUGACGAUCAUCUUGAUGAAGAUUUUGUUGAACCUUCAGCAGCCGAACAAAAUAAUGAUAGUAGCGACGAGAACACUGCUGGAGGAAAGCAGAAGGCACCAAGAAAGUCAAGGAAGAAAGAUCCAAAUAAAGAACCUUUGAGGGGUUCCAAGCGCACCUCGAUGAAAUCCACUUCGGAAAAAUCACAGCCGAACCAGCAGAAAAAUAAAAGUGAAGUAUCGUCACGCGGUCGUAAGAGAGCCUUGAAAGAUACAAUGACAGAACAGCCUGAGAAGAAGCUUACUCACAGAAUUCGUCAAAAAAGAGCUCAAGAAGUGCAAACGUUACUUCAAAAACCUGAUCAUGAGAUAGAUCGCAUGAAGCUAAGUGUGACGCAUCUCAGGUUGUUACAAGAGGCCAGAGAGCGUAUUCAGAGUAAAACACCGUCAGGACCAUCAUCCUCUAAUCAAAGAUACUUCACUUUUUCAGAUAGGGUAUUUGAAGUUGGCGUUGCUGCUGCAGUUUUUAUUCCAGCAUCUAAAUUUGUAUUCUUAAAUUUGAUGAGUUGCAGCUCCCGUUUUGGAGAUACUGACGAUUUUGAUCCUUUUGGAGAUAACUAUGACAAUGACAGAACAGAGAAUCAGGCGCUAGAAAGUGCUACUAAACUGAAUUACCAUUCUUAUAUGGACAAAAAGACACGGGCCAAAUGGACAAAAUCUGACACUGACUUGUUUUACCAGGGUCUUCAACAAUUUGGUAGUGAUUUUGCAAUGAUACAGCAACUAUUCCCAGAUAAGUCCCGUGAUCAGGUACGGCAAAAGUUUAAAAGUGAGGACAAAAAGCAUCCAAUGCAAGUCCACGAUGCUAUACUUCAUCGCUCGAGAGAUAACUUGUAUUUAAAACAAGUAAUGAAACAGCUCAACAUUGAAGAUUCGCUCAAAGACAUCAACAUUACACAAAAACAAGAGGUUGCAUCAACUGAAGGGAACACUGGAAAUGAUGUUAUUUCUGAAACUAACACGUUCAGUGUUGAGAAUGUUUCGAAUUUGUCAGAUGAAGAGAUGGGCACGCACCAAUCUGAGGUCAAAGAAGGGGAGGAUGUUGCAGCUGGAAAUGCUGAUGAUGUUGACCUGGAUGUUUUUGAUUGGUACUAG
Molecule: messenger RNA, 2463 nt
Organism: Triticum turgidum subsp. durum (durum wheat)
Lineage: Eukaryota; Viridiplantae; Streptophyta; Magnoliopsida; Poales; Poaceae
Source: the annotation of a GenBank genome assembly